GAAAUUUCAAACUAGGGUGGGUUACUUGACAGUUAAUUACCGUUGGGAACCCAUAAGGAAUGUAUGAAUUAGGCCGUUUUCUACCCUGGAAAUAAAUCAUUAGUCUCCCCGAAACUUCUCUCUCCUUGCAAAGAACUGCCGUGAUGGAGCGAACGGAGCAAGACAUCGGGAUCAGAAUCUACACGGCCUCUCCUCGCAAGUCCCCCACCCCGGCCCCUGCCCCUGCCCCUGCCGCUGCAGAUUAUCCUUCCUCCAUGCCACCAGGGCCUGUGGAGACUGUGGCCCCGGCUGGUGGCCAGAAGAGGCAGGCAGUGGCGAAGGGAGUCCAGAAGACGCUGUCGAAGACCUCGUUGCUUGUGAACUUCCUGCCCACGGGAACCCUCCUCACAUUCGAAAUGCUGCUGCCCUCGGCCUCAGGGGAUGGGUCGUGCUCGCCGGUGAACACCCACAUGAUCCACGCCCUCCUCAGCCUCUGCAGCCUCUCGUGCUUCUUCUUCCACUUCACUGACAGUUUCAAGACCCCUGAAGGGAAGGUCUAUUAUGGGUUUGUGACCCCGAGGGGACUCUCCCUCUUCAGGACAGGACUGGGGGUUGAGGUCCCCAAGGAUGGCAGGUACAAACUCGGGAUCUCCGACUUUGUGCAUGCCAUCAUGUCCGUCACGGUUUUCAUGGCGAUUGCGCUUUCUGAUCAUCGAGUCACCAACUGUCUCUUCCCAGGGCACGUUAAGGAGAUGGACGAAGUGAUGGAGAGUUUCCCGCUCAUGGUGGGGAUCGUCUGCAGCGGGCUUUUCUUGGUGUUCCCGAACACUCGGUACGGGAUUGGGUGUAUGUCCACUUAAUAAAUUAGCCGAUGAUUAUUAGUCUGUUGGAGUUUAUGUUGAAACUGUCUGAUUUAAGUAGUUUAUUGUAAUUGGUUGCAUAGUGUCUUCCCUUUCUGGCAAUUGCAUCUCCUCUCUUAUGGAGAUGAUUGUAUGCAUAUAGCUGCGAUCAAGUUUAGGAUCAUUAAAGCCAUGAUGGUUUAAUGUCAUGUCAACACUGAUCCGAAUCGAGAAAUGGGGACUGCAAAGGUGUGAAAUGACCUGAAGGAAUAGACUUUUGAGACGAUUUGCGAUAAUACUGUCACAGCUGCUAGAAUUAUAAAGAAUUAACGGUAUAUAAGUAAUAGCCUUAUAACUGGUGUUAAUAUCGAGUGGUACCCGUGGUAUCCUAACUCGAGAAAAACUCUGUACAUCUCUCCGUUCCAAGGCACGCAUCUCAAUGAGCUAACCUAUAUAUUUUGUUACGGGACAACCUACCUGUACAGUGGUGGUGAAACCCUUCCAUUCUAAAAAUAAUUUCUCCCUACUGGUAAUCAUAUAAACUACAGUAGAACGAAUGAUCAGUGAGAUGAUGAUACCAACCAGCAUUUUGUGUAUGCGUCACACCUC
This is a messenger RNA of Punica granatum (pomegranate), 1427 nucleotides long. Lineage: Eukaryota; Viridiplantae; Streptophyta; Magnoliopsida; Myrtales; Lythraceae. The record is from RefSeq and is a predicted model, not a curated record.